Molecule: messenger RNA, 2304 nt
Organism: Wasmannia auropunctata (little fire ant)
Lineage: Eukaryota; Metazoa; Arthropoda; Insecta; Hymenoptera; Formicidae
Product: laccase-4
Exons: 10
Coding region: 166-2025 (619 amino acids)
Biological process (GO): iron ion transport
Cellular component (GO): plasma membrane
Molecular function (GO): oxidoreductase activity; copper ion binding
Source: RefSeq, a predicted model, not a curated record
CCUAGGCCUUGCUUUCACCCACUUCCAUAUCCUUGCAAGUCAGAGAAGCCAUUCGCGAGAAGCGUUCCAACUCGCCGACUCGAGUCGGUCGUUGGCUUAGAUUCGCGCAGGAUCGCUCAAACUUAUGUACGUGCUCGCGGGUCAAACCAGAUAUUCUGGGCCACCAUGUCGUGUCUUCGCUAUUGCAUAAUUUUAACGUUUGUUUCUUGUUCAAUUUCAGCUUUGUGUCUUGAGACAUUCGCAGAUGACAGUUAUCACGAAUGUGCGCGUUCUUGCUCCGACGAAUCUUCUUCGAGAAAAACAUGCGUCUAUCAUUUUCUUAUCACGGAAUCGCACAGCGCAACAAGUUUCUACGAGAAACUCGAAGACAAUGGCGAGAUGUCUCGAUGCGCGAAUAUUACUGUUGCAAGGAGCUUUUUGGCGAUUAAUGGGAAAAGUCCGGGACCGGCUAUACAAAUAUGUCUCGGUGAUACGAUACAAGUUCUCGUUUAUAACAAGUUGGGAAGUGAUGAGUUGACUUUUCAUUGGCACGGAAUCCGGCAAAAGGAUUCCAAUCAUAUGGACGGCGUGCCUAUGAUAACGCAGUGCCCUAUUUUACCCUUUGGUGGUUUUCGUUACAAGAUAACUCCUGAGAGCGCGGGAACGUACUUUUAUCACGCUCAUUCAGUCUCGCAGCAGGGCGACGGAGUGUACGGGUCGUUGACAGUUCGAGGACCACGGGACGAGGAUCUCAGUCUGGAAAGGACGCUCGUCCUGUCAUCAAGGUCGCCGACUCUGCUGACGCGACUCUGGCAUGCGAGCCUUCCACCUACGCCAAGCGAGCUGCUCGUAAACGGCCAGACGAGGGAAGUGAUCGUACGAGUGAAACAUGGAUUUCGCUAUUUACUACGCCUCAUUAACGCAAAUGCUUACGAUUGUCCCAUUUUACUAUCCAUUCACGGACAUUUGCUUCAAAUACUUGCUGCUGAUGGCAACCCUGUACAAUCGAUGAUGGGCACGCAUGUUAUUUUAUUCCCAGGCGAAAGAAUCGACGGCAUUCUAAUGGCUGAACAGACAAUUGGCAAGUACGCCCUCGAUAUUCAGGGUCUUCGGGAAUGUCGCAAUUUGCGUCAAGAGGCAUAUAUCUUUUACGAAAAUGCCACAUUCGAUUCGUACGCGAUAAGGACUACAGACGUUAACAAUUUCGAUCAACAGUCACUUAAAAUUGCUGAAAGUGGUCAUCACUGUCACAGAAUAUCGAAAAAUGUCAUUUGUUCUCUGGAUUUGAAGAGUGCAAAAUUAUCGCAAUUGGAGGAAAAAGCGGAUGAAACGAUCUACGUGCCCUUCGAUGCAAAUAUUUUCUCGUUUUUUACAGAUGAAAUGACAGACAAUUCCUACAACUUUUAUACAUCGAGAUAUUAUCCAGCUUACUUGAGCUUAAAGGAAGGCGCAAUAAGGAUACCACAGAUUAAUGGCAUGUCUUUCAAGUAUCCACCAUCUCCGAUACUAUCGCAGCCAGAAAAUACUUUAGAGAAAUCGAUUUGUUCUCUCGACAAGCGCUCUAUCGAAUGUGCCGACACACCGUUAUUUUGCGAGUGUCUGCAAUUACUCCAAGUUCCACCGCGAAAAACGAUCGAAAUUAUAUUAAUAAACGAAGGCUUUGGAGGCAAUGCAUCCUAUACAUUUCAUUUACAUGGUUAUAAUGCCAAUGUGAUUGGCCGAGAAAGUUUCGAGCAGCCUCUUACCAAAGAUGAAAUUAUAUCCUUGGACCUUAAUGGAAAAAUACAUCGAAAUCUUGUAAAUCCGGUGCGAAAAGAUACUUUUGUCGUACCGAAUAAGGGUUAUAUUAUUCUUCGUUUUUACACCGACAAUUUAGGAUAUUGGUUGUGGGAAGCGAGAAGUACUGCUAUAUAUCCUCCAUUACUCGGGCCUGGAAUGCAAUUCUUAAUGAGAGUAGGUCUCCAACGAAACUUGCCGCUUGUACCGAUUGACUUUCCUAGCUGCGGCAAUAAUAAAGGCAUGGAUUUAAUAUUUGAAAGCUCAUAAAUAUCUUCAACACUUUUUUGUAUACAUGAUGCGGUAUAGUUAGAUAUCAAAUUGUCGUUGAGUUACAUCAGUCAUUAUUUUUAGAAUGUGUUAACCUUUUUAUUUCACACAGAAUAAUUUAUAUGUCGAAUUACUUUGAUUAUUGAUUUUUAUUAUUCGACAUAUGUACGUGUGAAUUGCGUAUUUUAAUUAUUUAAUAUUAUGAUUUUGCUCAACGUAUAUGUUAAUAUAGACAGCAAAAAAGAAUUUAUAAUAAAGUGUAUAUAUAUAUAUAUGCAU